UGUGCCAAUCAUUUCAGCAACUCAAAACUACUGAGAGAUCCCACACUUAGAGAGAAAAUGAAUGGUGUCCAAAAGAUGACAUUUAACAUUGAGGAGCUUAACUAUGACUAUAAUUACAGCGAAAAUUACAGCUACGUCUCGAAUGGUGAAGGAGCUGUGUGUGGUCAGGAGUCUAGCAUGUACUUUGAUUCCAUUUUUAUUCCGGUCCUUUACUCUCUGGCUCUAGUAGUAGGGCUGGUGGGAAAUGGACUGGUUCUGGCUGUACUGUGGAAAAAGAAAAAGAGCUUGAAUGUUACCGACAUCUUCAUCCUCCAUCUGAGUUUAGCAGACAUUCUGCUGCUGCUAACGUUGCCCUUCUGGGCUGUAGAGGCAGUUCAGGGGUGGAUCUUUGGCACAGUGAUCUGCAAGCUUACUGGAGCUCUGUUCAAGAUCAAUUUCUACUGUGGUAUUUUCAUGCUUUCCUGCAUCAGUCUUGACCGCUACCUGUCCAUCGUCCAUGCAAUGCAGAUGUAUUCUCGUAAAAAGCCAGUGGCGACUCACUGUUGCUGCCUGAUGGUCUGGUUCUUCUGCCUUCUGCUCUCCAUUCCUGACUGGAUAUUCCUUGUUGCCACUGAGGACUCCAGACGUCAGGAUAAAACAGAAUGUGUUUCGUUUUUCCCCUCUGAUUCUUGGCAUCUGGCCACUCGUCUGCUCUACCAUUUUUUGGGUUUCAUUCUUCCAGCACUAAUGAUCCUGUUCUGUUAUUAUCACAUCCUGCAGCGGCUGCAGCAUGGCUCCCAGUGCAAGCAGAAGAAGAGAGCCAUCCGUGUCAUUGUAACCCUGGUACUGGCCUUCUUCAUCAGCUGGACGCCAUACAACAUCACUCUCAUUGUUGACACCAUACAAACCAAUAAGACCAUCAGUCUCAGUACACAAAUAUCCUGUGAAAGUGCCACAGCAUUAGAUGUAGCUCUCACAGCUACCGCCACAUUGGGCUACUUACACUGCUGUGUCAAUCCAGUGCUUUAUGCUUUCGUUGGGGUGAAAUUUCGCCAACACCUGCUAGACAUGCUGAAACCGUUGGGCUUCGCGCUGAUGGGACCAGCGGUUCCGGUGUCACGGAAGAGUUCUUUAUGGACAGAGUCAGUGGACACCUCACACACAUCUGCUUUCUGAUAUAUCAUAUGCCAUCAAACUCAUAUGGGUAUAUCUACAAUCAGUCAGCAUGUCAUAUUUUUAUCAUGCAAACUUUAGCAUCUGUACACAAGCGUUGCCAUUGACACCAAGGACGAUAAAUAUAACAAUAACUAGUCUUAGUCUUUAUAAUCAUUAUAAUUGUAUGAGAAAAUGGAAGUCCACACCACAACUAUAACAAUAACAUUAUAUAGAGGAUCAAUUUCGUUUGAAUCACUGGAAGGCUUUUCCAAAUGAUGAACGUGAAAAAACAUUGAUAACCAAUCAGAAUUCAAGGAACUUCAAAGAGCUCAAGCUUUUAAAGCUGCAGGUGACAAAAGUUUGGUGUAUGUUUAUCAUAAACAAAGUUUAUCGUAUGUUGGUGUGGACACUACUAUUUAUCUAUAAAGUUAUAUUUAUAGUUAUCGUUCUUGGGGUGAACAGGUCUUAAGUCUAUUGAAAGUGCUUUUUAGCUUGCAGGCUGCAUGAUAAACAUGAAUAUAUUCAUGAAUAUAUAAACAUGAGCAGGCUUUUACUUUUAGGAUAUUUCUCUUUGCACGUGGCAGCUAUCAUUACAGCUCAUAUAAAACAUAUAAGACAUAUACAAGUUUCUAUUUUAGUCAAAAAAAAAAUAAUAAUUUUGUUUUACUAUUUUA
This is a messenger RNA of Carassius carassius (crucian carp), 1808 nucleotides long. RefSeq names its product C-X-C chemokine receptor type 3-like. The transcript has 3 exons. Lineage: Eukaryota; Metazoa; Chordata; Actinopteri; Cypriniformes; Cyprinidae. The record is from RefSeq and is a predicted model, not a curated record. Gene Ontology annotation, cellular component: membrane. Gene Ontology annotation, biological process: chemotaxis; inflammatory response; immune response. Gene Ontology annotation, molecular function: C-X-C chemokine receptor activity. The coding region runs from base 58 to 1155 and encodes 365 amino acids.